Trichophyton benhamiae CBS 112371 is the source of this 303-nucleotide messenger RNA. RefSeq lists its product as uncharacterized. The coding region runs from base 1 to 303 and encodes 100 amino acids. Gene Ontology annotation, cellular component: mitochondrion; mitochondrial inner membrane. The record is from RefSeq and is a predicted model, not a curated record. Lineage: Eukaryota; Fungi; Ascomycota; Eurotiomycetes; Onygenales; Arthrodermataceae. The transcript has 2 exons. Gene Ontology annotation, biological process: mitochondrial respiratory chain complex IV assembly.
AUGUUCAGCAGCAUUCUGCGCAGGCUACAGGGCGGGAACCUGGAGGUUUUCAAGUUCGGCCUCUAUAUUGGGUUCCCCAUAGGAUGGAUGUACUACUUUGGCACGAACCUGGAGGAACGCUUCAGUGUCCCCGACUUCUGGCCGACUACGGCACACUCCCAUAAAAUACCUGCCGACAAGGGCGAGAUAGACAAGGAACUAGCCCGGAUGAAUGAGCAGAGAGCAAAGCGAUUGCUUGAAAAGCAGAGAAUCCAAAAGGAAUUCGAAAAUAUUGCUGCAACUUCGAAUUCGACAACCGAAUAA